Molecule: messenger RNA, 1916 nt
Organism: Erpetoichthys calabaricus (reedfish)
Lineage: Eukaryota; Metazoa; Chordata; Cladistia; Polypteriformes; Polypteridae
Product: perforin-1-like
Exons: 3
Coding region: 95-1858 (587 amino acids)
Biological process (GO): immune response
Cellular component (GO): membrane attack complex
Source: RefSeq, a predicted model, not a curated record
AUAAAAGUCAGCUUGAGAAGAGAUAGCAGCCAACACUGCGCUUCACUCCUCGACCGCCGGUGGAGACAUUCCAGACUUGUUUCAACCAGACAACAUGACUGAGCUGGGCUGGCAGGCGUUCUUCCUCUCCUCGUUUGUCGUCUUCUUCAUGUUCCCCGCCACAGCUACAUCCUGCAAAAUUGUCCCCAUUAGGGAAUGCAACAAUGCUGAAUUUGUGCCCGGGUACAACCUGGGAGGGGAAGGUUUCAACAUCAUCACCAUGGAGCGGAAAGGAGCCUACAUCAUCAACAUGGAUGUGGUGGACCGGGCCAACGGCACCUGCAAGUUGUGCACAAACACCUAUCAAGGUAGAGUCCAGCAGAAGCUUCCGGCUUCGAUGGUGGACUGGCGCCCUCUGCCCCAGUGCAAGAUGAAGGUCGCCAGCUCCAUGUACGAGUCCAGCGAGUCUCUGGUGAACGACACCGGCUCCAGCAUGAAAAACGACUGGAAGGUGGGACUGGAGAUCACGGCAGAUCCCAGGUUUCAGCCAUCCAUGAUGCUUGGAGGAUCCCAUUCCAGAGCGGCCAAUUUUGCUAUGGAAAAAUCAAAGAAAGAUAAAUACAGCUUUAGCAGACAAGAGGUACACUGCAGCUUCUACGGGUACAGAGUAUCAUCCACCCCAGUUGUGAGUGAGGAAUUCUCCCAGUCCUUCCGGGCUCUUCCUAAUCAAUACUCCAGCUACACAAAGUCCCAGUACCGGGCUCUGAUUGACAUCUACGGUACCCACUUCAUGAGGCAAGUGCACCUGGGGGGAAAGAUUAAAAGCAUCACAGCCAUUAAGACGUGUGAGGCUACCAUGAAAGGCCUGAGUGACACGGCCGUGAAGGACUGCCUGGACGUGGAGGCAUCAGCCACCAUCAUGCAAGCUGCCACAGUCAAGACUGAGGCUCAUUUUUGUAAGGAGAAACUGAAAAAGCUGGGAAACUCACAAAGCUUCAGCGCCACAUUCAGUGAGCGCCACUCGGAGGUAACUGGUGGGCAGAUUGAUGGAGGGGACCUCCUUUUCUCCUCCCAGUCAGACCCUGGUGCCUACAAGGAGUGGUUAUCCACUCUGAAGAGAACUCCCGAUGUCAUCUCCUACUCCCUUUCACCCCUUCAUAAGAUCUUUCCCAAAGACGCGCGCAGUAGACAACUGAAGUCCGCUUUGAAAGAUUACAUCCUGGAGAACGCACUUUUGAGACGCUGCUCCAGGAAGUGUUCAGCCGGUUCACACACGAGCGCCAGGGAGCCCUGCAACUGCAUGUGCCACGGUGACAAUGCCGUAAAAGCCAACUGCUGUCCUGUUGAUAAGGGGCUGGCUAAAUUGACCGUGAGAAACUUGAGGGCUAAAGGCCUGUGGGGUGACGUUUGGACUGAAACUGAUGGCUCUGUAAAGGUCUCUUUUGGAUCAAUCUUCAGACGCACCUCAGUCAUUAGCGAUGAUAACAGCCCUGUGUGGAGGGAGACCUUUUACUUUGACGACAUCAAAAUAUCCAUGGCUGACAAGAUCACAUUUCAAGUUUAUGAUAUGGACAGCAGAUGGAACUCUGAUCUGUUGGGAAAAUGCUCUUUUCCAGUGAAAAGGGGAUAUGUCAGUGACAUGUGCGCAUUUACUCAUGGCUCAUUCUACUUCUCCUACUCGUUGGAGUGCGCCCCCAGUCUGGGUGGCCCACAGUGUGCCGACUAUAUUCCUUCUCCCAUGAGCACAGAGCUGACGAAGAGCUAUGUCUCCAGAAACGCCAUCCGCAUCCCAGAAAGUCUCCUGCCUCAUCUCUACCACGGUUAUGUUCCAUGGCCACAGCAGUCUUUCAACAGGACCAAAGAAGGUGAAGAACCCUGACUUGAGAAGGAAGAGUAAGACAAGAAAAUAUCAUUUUUUUCCACCGUGAAGUACACUC